Molecule: messenger RNA, 1292 nt
Organism: Camarhynchus parvulus
Lineage: Eukaryota; Metazoa; Chordata; Aves; Passeriformes; Thraupidae
Gene: RRP8
Product: ribosomal RNA processing 8
Exons: 7
Coding region: 108-1184 (358 amino acids)
Biological process (GO): rDNA heterochromatin formation; regulation of transcription by glucose; cellular response to glucose starvation
Cellular component (GO): nucleolus; rDNA heterochromatin; chromatin silencing complex
Molecular function (GO): methyltransferase activity
Source: RefSeq, a predicted model, not a curated record
ACCGCCCGUGCAGCCCAGGCCCCCGCCCGGUCCUCCGGGCCGCGAGGAGGGGCUGUUUCCGCGGCGGGAGCACGUGCGUCCCGGUACCGAGCGAGGGUCCCCGCUCCAUGUUCGCGGAGCAGGGCUGGGACGAUGCAGCGGAGCCGCUGCUCCGGAGGGCUCGGGCCGGCCGGACCCCCGGAAAGAGGCGGCUGCCCGGGACCGCUCGGGACGGCGAGGCGGCGCGGAAGCGGCCCCGGAAGCGGAAGAAGGCCGGCGGGCCGCGGGCCGCGGCGGGGGAGCUCCCGGCCGGUCCCGACGAGCCCCGGCAGGCCGGGCAGCGGCCGGACACAGACGGCGCGGCUGAGCCGGCGGAGGGGCCCGGGGAGCCGGCGGGACUGAGCCGUCGACAGCGGCGGAACCGGCAGAAGCAGCAGCGGCAGCAGGAGCCGCCGGCGGGGUCGGACGGGGAGCGGGGCUCCGGGCCGGGUCCCCCGGACCCGUCGGGCCCCGCGGAGGCUCCGCCGGAGCCGCGCUCGGACCGCUCGGCCGCGCUCCGCGCGCGGAUGGAGGAGCGGCUGCUCGGCGCCCGGUUCCGCUACCUGAACCAGCAGCUCUACACCGGCAGCAGCCGGGACGCGGCGCGGCUCUUCCGCGACGACCCCGCCGCUUUCCACCUCUACCACCGCGGCUUCGAGCGGCAGGUGCAGCGCUGGCCCGAGCGCCCGGUGCAGCGCAUCGUGCGCUACCUGCGCCGCCGCCCCGCGUCGCUGGUGGUGGCGGAUUUCGGCUGCGGGGACUGCACGCUGGCCGCCAGCGUCAAGAACCAGGUGCACUGCUUCGACCUGGUGCCGCUGAGCCCGCGGGUCACCGUCUGUGACAUGGCCAAGGUGCCGCUGGCGGCUGAGGCGGUGGAUGUGGCCGUGUUCUGCCUGGCGCUGAUGGGCACCAACCUGCAGGAGAUCCUGGGAGAGGCCAACCGUGUGCUCAAGCUCGGGGGGACCCUGCUGGUGGCCGAGGUGGCCAGCCGCUUCGAGGACACCCGUGCCUUCCUGAGGGCCAUGACGCAGCUCGGCUUCAAGACUGUCUCCAAGGACCUCUCCAGCUCCUAUUUCUACGUGUUGGAGUUCACCAAGACGGGCCCGGCCCGGCCCGGCCCCGCUCCCGGGCUGCGCCUGCGGCCGUGUCUGUACAAGCGCCGGUGACCGGAGCGCCGCCAGGGGGCGGGGUGGGGCGGGGCCGCGCCGGGAUGGGGCGGGGCCGCAGGGUCUGGCUCCGCCCCCCGAGCGCACUCACCAAUAAAGCCGCUGCUU